GAACCUCAGGCGUCAUGGUCAGAAUGAGAUUUAUUGGCUGUGUGCUGGCUGUGCUGACUUUUGUUCAUAUAUUAUUAUUAUUGUUACUACAUCAGCAAAAAGUAAAGCAUAUACGAAAAAAAGAGAAAGUCCAUCUGCUGAUUAUUUCUACAUGGAGGUCAGGUUCAUCUCUGGUUGGUCAGUUUUUUAGCCAGCACCCCGAUGUCUUCUACCUGAUGGAGCCAGCUUGGCACGUAUGGAAGUCUAAGCCUUACUCCAGUGCACAUGAUCUUCACGUGCCAGUGAUUGAAUUAAUCCGAUCGAUCUUCAAAUGUGACAUGUCUGCGUUUGACACCUACGUGACAAAUAUGAAUGUUUCUGACCUUUUUCUGUGGUACAAUAAUAGAGCCUUGUGUACACCACCAGCAUGCAAUUAUCUUUCUCGUGAUAAAUACGUUAAUGUGACAGCAUGUAAACAACUUUGUGGAAAUGAUUCAAUUAGUAAAACGGAAGACGCCUGCAACAGGUACAGUCACAUUGUUGUAAAGGAGGUUCGAAUUUUUGACCUCAGUGUGAUCUAUCCUCUUCUAAAAGACCCUUCAUUAAACCUCAAGGUUCUUCAUUUAGUACGUGACCCGCGGGCUGUCGCAAAGUCCCGCAAUCAAACCUUUAGAGCACUAGCUGUUGACAACGGCCAUGUCCUCAACACGAAAGGAAGAAAAAUAAACGAUACGCAAUUCCUUGUAUUACGAGAAAUCUGCCAAAGUCAUGCUAACAUGUACAAGAUGGCUACCAAAGACCCGCCUACAUUUCUCAAUGGAAGAUAUAUGAUGGUUAGAUAUGAGGACUUGGUACAAGAUCCUUUAGGAAAAGUACAAGAGAUGUAUAAGUUUGUAAAUUUAGAAAUGACUGAACAGGUAAGUGAAUGGAUUUCUAAUGUUACACAUGGUCAAGGACUACCUACCCGAAAGGAAGCCUUUGAGAUCACCUCGCGGGAUGCGUUAAAUGUCUCCCAAGCUUGGAGGACCAUGCUACCAUUUCAGAAAGUCUUACAAAUACAGGAUGUAUGCAAGGAUGCAAUGAAUGCAUUUCAGUAUCAGUUCAUGAAAUCUGAGUCACAACAAAGGGAUUUGUCGUUGGAUUCCAUCUUGCCAAGGACAAAGCAUUAAGCCUCGUUCACACGAUCGGACUUUCAGCAAACGUUUCCGUGGAUUUUGGUCUAAA
Messenger RNA from Rana temporaria (common frog), 1203 nucleotides. Its product is annotated as carbohydrate sulfotransferase 5-like. The transcript has a single exon. Gene Ontology annotation, biological process: sulfur compound metabolic process; N-acetylglucosamine metabolic process; carbohydrate metabolic process. Lineage: Eukaryota; Metazoa; Chordata; Amphibia; Anura; Ranidae. The record is from RefSeq and is a predicted model, not a curated record. Gene Ontology annotation, molecular function: N-acetylglucosamine 6-O-sulfotransferase activity. Gene Ontology annotation, cellular component: Golgi membrane. The coding region runs from base 15 to 1148 and encodes 377 amino acids.